Messenger RNA from Synchiropus splendidus (mandarinfish), 3669 nucleotides. Its product is annotated as ankyrin repeat domain-containing protein 34A. The record is from RefSeq and is a predicted model, not a curated record. The transcript has 2 exons. Gene Ontology annotation, molecular function: protein binding. Lineage: Eukaryota; Metazoa; Chordata; Actinopteri; Syngnathiformes; Callionymidae. The coding region runs from base 524 to 2104 and encodes 526 amino acids.
UGUGAGAGAGAAUGUGUGUGUUCAUCGAGACGCUGCUGAAGAAUAAGUGUGAUUACAGAGAGAUAUCAGCAGGUAAAGGAUGAAGGCAAGAGGAUGACGUCAGGAGCGUCAGGUGAAGCCUUCAGAUGAAACGUCGGCAGAUUCAGGAAGAGUUUUUACAGGAGAACAACUGGGAGGUUAUGAAAAUUGGCUCGGUACUGGGGAAGACCCGGGCGCGCCGCAGGUGGAGCGGACUCUCGGCCAGUGAAGGGUUAAAGCGCACUGACAGCUCAGACUGAGGAAGAGGAGGACGAGGAGGUGGAGGAGGAGGAGGGUCGCUGCAGCGGCUCUAUCACUCAGUAAACAGUCGCGAUACGCUCUGAAUCGGAUUGUCUUGGACCGCAGAGACCGGAACCGGCCGGCGACGGGAGAACGAUGAGGAUGAAGAAGAUGAUGAAGAUGCAAAGCGGUCAUGUAACCUCUGACGAACAAGGCCUCGCCUGGCGCCUGCUCAGUUCCAGCCGGCCAGAGCUCUGAGCGAGGGAUGAUGGGAGAUGGGGCUCCGCUCCGGACAGAGGGGACCGCUCUCCUGAAGGCAGUCUUCCAGGGUAAGCUGAGGUUGACUCGUCUGCUGCUGGAAGGCGGGGCCUACAUCAAUGAGGGAAACGAGCGCGGCGAGACGCCCCUGGCCGCAGCGUGCCUAGCUUCCUACGAUGACCCGCAAACUCGCCAAAAGAUGGUACGCUACCUGCUGGAGAAAGGCGCCGAUCCAAACAUCCCGGACAAGAGCGGCAGGACGGCGCUGAUGCACGCCUGCGCCGAGCAGGCGGGGCAGGAGGUGGUCUCACUGCUGCUAGCAAAUGGAGCCGAUCCCAGUCUCAAGGACUACGGCGGCUCGUCUGCCCUGGUCCACGCCAUCAACAAGGGGGACCGCAGCACCCUGCAGGUGCUUCUGGAUGCCUGUAAGGCCAAAGGCAAAGAGGUGAUCAUCAUCACGACAGACACGUCGCCGUCUGGCACGAAGAAGACCAAGCAGUACCUCCACUCUCCUCCAUCGCCGGGAAUUGUUGACAAACUGUCUCCAGCCUGCAUGUCCCCAUCUGACGUGGAAAUUGGUACUUCGUCCCCGGCAGGAGACGGCGUCCCAGACCGGGAGGGGAUCUUUAGCUUCACACUCACAUCUGCGCUGCCGCUGCCCUCAGCCAAACCCCCUGGAGAGAAGAGACCUCCGCAGAGGAAGCUGCUGAAGAGGCUGAACUCUGAGCCCUGGGGUCUGGUGGCCCCUUCGGCGUUGGCUCCGCAGGAGCGCCUGGUGGAGAUGGGAGGCUGUGGUGUGAGCAGGGCUGUUAAAGAGAUGAACGGACUGACCAUCACAGAACCUGUUAGGCCCCUCUUGUCUCGGCGGCACAGCAUCGAGACCCAUGACCCUUGUUCCCCCAAGCCAAUCGACCGCUCUUGCUCCGAGGACUGUGGCGGCCUCGCUGGCUCUUCCUGGGCCGACAAGGUGCAGCAGCAUCAGAUCCUGUACCGCAGAAACACAGCACCUGAGCCCCAAGAGAACGCGCCGGGAGCAGCUGCGGCCCGGGCGCCAGCGCACGCUCGACUGACACGGAUGGAGCAUUACGAAUCAGACACCCACCUCUGCCCGGAGUCCAUCCCAGGCUCUCCAGACUCCGGUCGCUUAUCUGUGGAGCGUAGGAAAUACAAUGCCUCCCCCCUCGCUCUGGUCACCAGCUCCUCCAGAGAGUCGCUGGAGAACAUUCCCAACUCCGUCUCCCCCAUCACCAUGCGUCGCCGCCCCCCUGGGCUCCUUGAGCGUCGAGGAUCCGGGACUCUUCUCCUGGACCACAUCUCCCACACCAGACCAGGCUUCCUUCCUCCACUCAACAUCAACCCGCAGAGACCUAUUCCAGACAUUCGAGCCAACGGCAAGCCCAGUUCCCCAGUCCACAGCGUGCACAAGAUCCUGGUGCCAGUGGCCCCUGCUUCUCCCAAGCGAGGGUCAGACUUUAAAAUGAAGAAGAAGCUGCUGAGGAGACAUUCGAUGCAGACGGAGGAGAUGAAACAGCUGUCCACCUUCCAAGAGAUCCUGUCUGAGAAAGUUGUUGAGUCCAACGGAGACUGAUGAAACACCUCUGCUUGACAGAUGGGCACCAAGACAGCGGCUAAAUCACAAGCUACUUGCUACUGUGUACCAAAAAGUGACGUGAUUCUCACAUGGACAUAACGGUCCACGUUUUUACGUUAACGUCAAAAAGCAACAAUAACUUGUUUUCCGAAUAGGCAAAAACAAACGUUAUUCAUUGCACGUUUGUAGCUAUGUUUCAUUUGUUGUCACUGCUGGAGGUUGCGUGACAGCGUCCCUUGAAAGGCUGUUAAAAUUGUGAAGUCAGUUGUAAAACCUUGGUGUUUUGCUUGUCUGAGCCACAGGGGGCGCCACUGAGCUGAUUGAGUUCCAGCUUUGAAGGUCAAACAUGGCAACUCUGGUAACCACAAGAUUUUGGAUUAUACUCUUCUCCAGCUGGUGCCACGCUGGUGCCGUCUUCCUCAACCUUUGCCCUCACCUCAGAUCUGUUUACAAGGCAUUCCCGAUGCUUCCUGACAGACUCCAUGAUGUUUACAGAUGCACAAUUUGCACCGAGGAAGUGGAUCCCAACUCUGGACAUGGACUCUCCAGUGUGACAUUGUUUUAGGAAGCCUUGGCGUGGAAGACGUGCGCUGAGCUGGAUCCUGGCUCCUCUUCAGAGCGCUGAGGUCACUUCCGGGUUGAAACCAAAACAUAGUUCUUGAUUGUGAAAUUCCAAAGACACCUGAAGUAGUUGGUGGGACUGGAGCUAAAGCUUGGACCAGAAUGUAAAUACUGUAAAGAUCUUUGUGCAAUAGCGGUCACUGCGGAGCCUUGAGAGGAUCAGGUGACUCUUCGCAGUUUCAUCAAGAUGUGGACUUUCGUCUUCCUGAUCCUUUGGGCAAUUGUCUAAAGCAGGUUGUGUUGGUUGUGUCUGAGGUUUGAGUCCAGAGAUCUGAAGGCUCCUCCUCGGCAGAUGAGUCUUUCACGAUGGUCACAUCCAGUGGGGCUGAAGUGACUUCUACCAUGAGUCAAUGGGAAGGGCACUUCAUGGUCCUCAGAGAGGAAGCCGAAGCUCAACCUGUGGACCAUCACCAGCCGACGUCUGUGAACAAUGGUUUGUUGCCCAAGAUGGUUGAAAGCGACAAUGAUUUGAUUCAUGACGAUCAACAAACAUCAAAUUCAAUUGCCGAGUCAGCAGGAUGACUCACCUGAAGCGUUCCACUUCUAAUGAGCUGGUCGCACCAGCCCAGUCUCUGGUCAGUCUUGUUUACAUGUGAAGCACCUAUACUGAGAUGAUUUUCCGUCUGAGGGCUGCAUGAGUGACAUCACAAACCUGUAACAUGUGACAGCAAGGCCCCGCCCAUCACUACAUCAGCAUCAUCAUGAAGCUCUUGCAGCAGAGGAGUCUUUCACGAUGGACAAGCUCACCAUCUCUCAACAUUCUGGCGGUGGGCGGGGCUACUUCUGCAAUGUGCGUAGAUACUUGAAGUUAAAACUCAAACAGUAUUUUUGUAAGUCCACAGGUCGAGUCAGAGGUCUCUUCCGAGUCAUUGUCUAUUUUUCUUCUCUCACUUGUACCAAGUCGAAUAAACGUUUGUUUCCUGUUGAAAUCCUACAUCUGU